Molecule: messenger RNA, 721 nt
Organism: Tuber aestivum (summer truffle)
Lineage: Eukaryota; Fungi; Ascomycota; Pezizomycetes; Pezizales; Tuberaceae
Source: the annotation of a GenBank genome assembly
AUGCAGAGGUAUGUUAGUCACUUGAUUGCCAUAGGAGCAUUUACCCGGCAAUCACUCCCGGUGCCUAUGCCGCGUGGAACUUCCCUGGAGUUCGUUGUGCAAGAGCUUCUUGAGAAGUGGGGGGAAAAACGUGCCGGAUACUUGAAUAUACAGUCACCUAUCCUUUUUGAGACGCUGUUGGAGCGCUCCAGACAGCCAAAGGGGAUAUUUCCCCUAAUCACGGAACAGCCAGCCGCCGUCCAUCCUUCUCCUUCUGCCCCUCCUCUCUUGGAACUUUACAAAUUCGCGAUCCCAGAGGUGUCAUUAUUGGAUAUAGGUUCAGGAUCCCGCCACGGCUUCUCGCCACCUUAAAUGAUACAUCCAAGGGUCUGGAUUUCCGUGGUCCGCGGCCUACUGGUGGUGGAAGAGAUCCCUUAGCCCGGGGCCGUUAUAUGGGCCGGCAUUAUGCCGUCUGGGCUGAUUACAACAAAAAGUAUGUUGAGAGCUGUGAGCUAUUGUAGGAUGGGGAAAAGGGCCGGGAGUGGCUGAGGCGGAAUCAAGAACUGUUUGAUUACUGUAGUAAUCAACUGCGAUUCCUUUGCCCGGAAUAGUAUGCACGUAUGACAGGAGGCGUGGUGAAGGCCACUUGGGGAGCAUGGCACGAUGUGUGCUUGAAUCAAGGGUUAAACUUGGAUGGGAGCCGUUCUCAUUAGGAUUGGAUGGACGACAAGAAGCUAUUUAA